Nothoprocta perdicaria is the source of this 3016-nucleotide messenger RNA. It is a transcript of the gene G3BP1, whose product is annotated as G3BP stress granule assembly factor 1. Gene Ontology annotation, molecular function: mRNA binding. NCBI's taxonomy places the organism in Eukaryota, Metazoa, Chordata, Aves, Tinamiformes, Tinamidae. Bases 120 to 1541 code for a protein of 473 amino acids. Gene Ontology annotation, cellular component: ribonucleoprotein complex; cytosol. The transcript has 12 exons. The record is from RefSeq and is a predicted model, not a curated record.
AGCCGGCGGCUGAGCACGCCGUUGCGUGAGGAGCUUCUCGUCCGCCGGGCCGGCCUGUGGUGAAGCGACGCCUCCCGCUCCCGCCCCGCUCCGCCCGCAGUUUUCAGUUGACCAAAGAAAUGGUGAUGGAGAAGCCAAGUCCCCUGCUGGUCGGGCGGGAAUUUGUGAGGCAGUACUAUACUCUACUGAAUCAAGCACCUGAUUAUCUGCACAGGUUUUAUGGAAAGAACUCUUCCUAUGUCCAUGGUGGCUUGGAUUCCAAUGGAAAACCAGCUGAUGCUGUUUAUGGGCAAUCUGAUAUCCACAAGAAAGUGCUGUCAUUAAACUUCAAGGAUUGCCACACGAAGAUCCGCCACGUGGAUGCUCAUGCUACUCUCAACGAUGGUGUCGUAGUGCAAGUGAUGGGGGAGCUCUCCAAUAACAUGCAGCCCGUGCGCAGAUUCAUGCAAACGUUUGUGCUUGCACCUGAGGGUUCUGUUGCAAACAAGUUUUAUGUCCAUAAUGACAUUUUCCGCUACCAGGAUGAGGUUUUCGGUGACUCUGACACAGAGCCUCCCGAGGAAUCAGAAGAAGAGGGGGAGGAACCUGAGGAAAGGCAGCAGACACCUGAGGCUGUUCCUGAUGAUAGCAGUACUUACUAUGAGCAGACUGUCAGUAGCAAUGACUUGGAAGAACAUGCGGAAGAGCCAGCUGCAGAUGCAGAGCCUGAGCCGGAGCCAGAACCUGAACAGGAACCUGAACCAGAGGCCCAAGAAGAAAAGCCUGAGCCAGCGCUGGAGGAAUCAGCUCCAGAAGAGGCUGUGGAGAAGAGUCCUUCUCCAGCUCCUGCUGAUCCAGCUCCUGCAGUGCAAGAGGACUCCAGGACGUUUUCAUGGGCGUCAGUAACUAGUAAGAACCUUCCUCCCAGUGGAGCUGUUCCAGUAUCGGGGAUACCACCUCAUGUUGUGAAAGUACCAGUCUCACAGCCUCGCCCCGAGACAAAGCCGGAAUCUCAGACUCCACCACAGAGACCUCAGAGGGAUCAGAGAGUGAGGGAGCAGAGAACAAACAUCCCACCACAGAGGGGUCCUAGACCAAUUCGUGAUGGUGAACAAGGCGACGUUGAGACUAGGCGGAUUGUGAGAUAUCCAGACAGUCAUCAGCUGUUUGUUGGGAACCUUCCCCAUGAUGUGGACAAAAGUGAACUAAAAGACUUUUUCCAAAAACUUGGCUUUUCUCUUGCAGGCUAUGGAAAUGUUGUUGAGCUCCGCAUCAACAGUGGUGGAAAACUUCCCAAUUUUGGGUUUGUGGUUUUUGAUGAUCCUGAACCAGUGCAGAAGAUCCUUAGCAACAGGCCCAUCAUGUUCAGGGGAGAGGUGCGCUUGAAUGUGGAGGAGAAGAAAACACGAGCGGCCAGGGAGGGAGACCGCAGAGACAACAGGCCCCGUGGCCCUGGAGGCACUCGUGGGGGGCUGGGAGGUGGGAUUCGAGGGCCUCCGCGUGGAGGAAUGUCCCAGAAACCAGGAUUUGGAGCUGGAAGGGGGAUCGGGCAACGCCAGUGAAAGCAUCACGGAUGUUGACAUGGUGACGCAAACCCUUUUUCCUGCAGUUUUGUGAAUUUCAGCCGUGGGUAUCUUGGAAUGUGGCCCUAGCCUGUUAUAGACUGCUACGUUUGAUACUAUUUUGGCCCCUUUUUGUUUGUGUUAUGGUUUUGUGAUUUUUUUUCUAGUCCUUGUCCCAGAUUCCAGCUUUGUGGAACAACGUUUUAGGAAAAGUGGAUUUUAAAAAACUGAAUUUCCUUGCUCACUUCAAACUUACGGACUGGAUUUUUUGGUACCAGUGGUCUUUCCUAAAGGAAUAUUUUCUUUUUUUGUUUUCUUGCUUUUUUUUUUUCUCUUCCCCCUCUCUACUGAAUUUGGGUGCAUUUCAGUCAGUGGAAUAAUAUUUCACGUGCAUGUGUUCAAGAGCCUCUAGGAAAGCAUAGUACUUGGCAAGUAUUUCAAGGGCAGGAAAAAAAAAGAAACUUAUCGAUUUAUCCCUUGAGGGUCAUAUGAACAUCCUCUGAUCCGGAGAUAUAGCCACUUGAAAAAUUGACAUUCAUCUAUCUUUGUGGCGCUGUAAAAGUGGAAUAAUGGGUAUCCGUAGAAUCUUUUUUCUUUUGAUACAUGAUCACGGAAAGGAAUUCUAACUACUGUUUUACCACUUUGAAAUUUUGGAUUGUGGGAUAGGUUUUAAAUGUCUAGAACUUGACUCUUAAAACACUUUUCCUGAACUUGUGAAAUUUUUUAUUGAAAUAGGGAGGUUUUUCAUGUUUAGUUUGUAUUUGUAUAAAAAAAAGCAAAAUUGUUGUGCCUUCUAUUUAUCUCUCAUUCCAGUCUUGGCAAAUUGUUAAAAAAAUAAAAAAUAAAAAAGGUCUAGAUUUGCUUUAUCAAGUUGAAGAGUAUCUUGGAGUUUUUCCAGGGGAAUCUGUCACCAGCUUUGGUAGGUAGGGGUGGUAGAGCUUAAGAACUUAGUAUUUUCAAAAAAUGAAAAUGGUUACUUAAAUGCAGCCAAACUAAUGAGCAGAAAGGAAAGUAGUCUUUGGGUGAAGAAUUUCAUAACAACUUUGUUUUGAGGCUGGACAGGUUCCAUGAUAAAUGCUAUAAGAUUAGAUCUGAAAUAGAAGUACUUUUGUUGCCUUCUUUAUGCUUCUCUGCUGUGUGAUAAGCAGUUACUUUUGCAGGUUAGGUGUUAAUUUUAAUCCCUUACUUCAGCAAGCCCUGAAAUAGGUGCAUUUUGCUUGGACAUACAGCAGGUGUUUCUGCCUUGGAAUUGAGUAAGUUACCGAACACUGUCCACCUUUCAAAGGAUGAAACUGAAAAUAGAAAACUCAUUUCACUUGAAGAGAUUUUGUAAGAUUGUACCGCACAAAACAGCGUUAUUUCUGGUUACUGUGAUGUGUGGCAUUCACAACAUCUGGAUGGAAACGUCAGUCUCGGCCACAACAGACCUGAUCUCCUGAUCCUAGCAGAGAGCUGCUCACCGAGUUAGUUAAACC